Gorilla gorilla gorilla (western lowland gorilla) is the source of this 16956-nucleotide messenger RNA. It is a transcript of the gene OXNAD1, whose product is annotated as oxidoreductase NAD binding domain containing 1. Gene Ontology annotation, molecular function: oxidoreductase activity. The transcript has 10 exons. Gene Ontology annotation, cellular component: mitochondrion. Bases 250 to 1407 code for a protein of 385 amino acids. Lineage: Eukaryota; Metazoa; Chordata; Mammalia; Primates; Hominidae. The record is from RefSeq and is a predicted model, not a curated record.
AGGACCAAGCCCUGGAAGGCAGGGAUUGAGUUCUAGUCUUCUGUUUGCCAGGCUUAUAACAUUAUUAACUACGAUGAUUUGUAGUAAUAGUAAUAACAUCACCUUUUAUUAUUGGGAAGUUAUGUGCCAGCUGUUGCACUAAGUGGAAUUGUCAACUCUAGGAGUUCACAUGUUAUUCCAUUUUAUUAAUCUUUAAACCGAGGUACAGAGAGUUGGGCAUCUUGACUAAAAUCAUACACCUGGGAAAUAAUGAAGAGCUUGUCUGUCUCCAAAGCCCAGGAACAAAUUACUUAUGAACUUUGUGAGAAUUUUAAUGCAUGGAAAAGCUGUCCAUGUUCCAACUGCUGUACAUCCAAAAGUCUCAGUGUAAUAGCAGGACCAAAAUAUUCUGUCAAUCAGCUGACCAUAUACUUAAUGACUCCUAAAAUCUCGUGGACUUCUAAGUUUUCUGUUUGCCCAGAAAGCGCCAUGGCCUGUGCUGCUGUUAUGAUUCCUGGGUUGUUGCGGUUCUCUGUUGGAGCCAUCCGUAUUGAGGCUGCUUCACUGAGAUUGACACUCAGCACUUUGCGCCACCUUACUCUAACCAGCAUAAUGAAAUCCAAAAGGAAAACUGAUCACUUGGAGAGAACUGCAAGUGUCCUUCGACGGGAGAUUGUGUCAGCAGCUAAGGUGUGUGGAGCUGCCAGUGAGUCACCGUCAGUGAAGAGCCUCCGCUUGCUUGUUGCUGAUCAAGACUUUUCCUUUAAAGCUGGCCAGUGGGUUGAUUUCUUUAUUCCAGGAGUCUCUGUGGUUGGUGGGUUUUCAAUAUGCUCCAGUCCCAGACUGCUAGAACAAGAGAGAGUGAUAGAAUUGGCAGUGAAAUACACGAACCACCCUCCUGCCCUCUGGGUUCACAAUACGUGUACACUUGACUGUGAAGUGGCUGUGAGAGUGGGUGGAGAGUUCUUCUUUGACCCUCAGCCUGCGGAUGCCUCUAGAAACCUCGUGUUGAUUGCAGGAGGAGUCGGAAUUAACCCUCUGCUUUCCAUCCUGCGGCACGCAGCAGAUCUCCUCAGAGAGCAGGCAAACAAAAGAAAUGGAUAUGAGAUAGGAACAAUAAAACUAUUCUACAGUGCAAAAAAUACCAGCGAACUCCUGUUUAAGAAAAAUAUCCUUGAUUUAGUAAAUGAGUUUCCUGAGAAGAUUGCAUGCAGUUUGCAUGUUACAAAACAGACUACACAAAUCAAUGCGGAACUCAAGCCAUACAUCACGGAAGGAAGAAUAACGGAGAAGGAGAUAAGAGAUCAUAUUUCAAAAGAGACUUUGUUCUAUAUUUGUGGCCCACCUCCAAUGACAGACUUUUUCUCCAAGCAACUGGAAAAUAACCAUGUACCCAAAGAACAGAUUUGCUUUGAGAAGUGGUGGUAGGAGGCAGACAAAGGCAGAAAAAAUAAAGAGGAACCCUGCCUACGCCAUGAGGACAGGCCCAGGCUAGCCUUCGGAUGAUGAGAGACCUGUGGCCCUGCUAAGCAGCAGACGUGAGAGAUGCCAUCUUGGAGCUGCUAGCUGUGGUCCACCCAUCAGCGCCUGCAGGCACAUGCUGAGAUUAGUCGAUUUCCUAAAAGUUGAAGGAAAAAUCACCCAGCUGACCUGUUUGGGUUAUGAUUUUAACUCACUAAGCUUUGGGGAGCUUUAUUACACAGCAGAAGCUAACUGGUGUAUUACUAUUAUUACUAUUAUUCUAAGAACCAAAUACCAGGCAAACCUCUAGGAGGAAAAUUGUAAUGAAAGUCACCUCAUUGAUUUGUGGCCGGGCUCAGUGGCUCAUGCCUGUAAUCUCUGCACUUUGGGAGGCAGAGGUGGGUGGAUCAUGAGGUCAGGAGAUCGAGACCACCCUGGCCAACAUGGUGAAACCUCGUCUCUACUAAAAAUACAAAAAUUAGCCAAGCAUGGUGGCAGGUGCCUGUAGUCCCAGCUACUCGGGAGGCUGAGGCAGGAGAAUCGCUUGAACCCAGGAGGCGGAGGUUGCAGUGAGCCCAGAUCGCGCCACUGCACUCCAGCCUGGCGACAGAGCGAGACUCCAUCUCAAAAAAAAAAAAAAAAAAAGAAAAGAAAGUCACCUCAUCUGAUUUGAGAGAAAUACAUGAUAUAGUCACUGCUGAAGGGGAGUGUUCCUAAUUUGUCACCACACUCAAGGCUGGCACACCUAGCCCUUAUUUGCUCCAGGCCGGACACUUUGGCCUUGCAUUACCUCUGGAGCCCUGAACUCUAAUUUAUGAUAACUUACUGUGAGGCCCAGCAGUGCCACCAGCUUGCCCUGGAAGAGAGAGAUAAAAACCCACACUGGGUAGAUCGUCCUAGCUCGAGACGUUGCCCUGGCUUCUCCUAAAGCACCAUGCCAAGCUGGCAAGAAAACCAAACCUGCAUGUGCAAGAUAACAUUCUCCUGGAUUCUGGGACACGCUGGGUGAUCUGGUCCUGGUACAUGCGGUUUCUCUAACGUCAGUUACUUGGAAGGCAGAAAGAAGAAAGGGGCUACGGGAUAGAAGGGCAGGAGAUGGCAUGCAUCCUUAUUAUCAGGGGUGUCUGCCCACACACACCUGCAUGAGCAGAAUGAGAACCAGGCAAGGCAUGCAACCACGCAAGGCUCCUGAUCACAAGGAAGGUAAUGAGGCCGGACAUGCGGCAGCUAAGGGGCGACGGCUGGGGCCAACUCUGACCCGUAGCAGGGACAGGCACUGCAGUUCUGACUGUGGUUAAGCAACACAAAGCUGUCACAUCCUGUCAGCUGCUCAUCGGGACCACGUACGCAAUAGCACAGGGCUCCUGUCCUCUAGAAGUUGACAUCUUAAACACACAUUGAGUGCUUCAGGGUGAGGGGGUCCUCCCAGGCCAACUUAAUAAUAGCUUUGUUUGAUAACAAUUAAAAAAGAAACAUUUUCUCCAUCCAGAGACUUGCCACGUCCCUCCUACUGGCUUUGAUGAGACAGAAAACUAGGCUUUCUGGGAGUAAAUGGGACUUGCUACUUUAUUACUCUCUUUAGACUAUCAGAGAUGAAUGAGGGAUCCUAUAUCAUAUCUUUAGCCCUUCUUUCUGAUUUUUCACCUUAUGUAUUACCUAGAAAAGAGAAAAGGGAUUGAAAAAAGGAGCUUCUCCAAAGUGUGUAACUAAAAAGUUGUUUAUUUUGGAGUUGGGGACCUGGGGAGAGAGCCAGUCUGUCUGCAGGAAUUCUAGAACCCAAAACUGUCAACGUUGUCCCCUCCACCUAUCAGCAGUGGAUUCCUAACAGCUUACUGAUAAUCAUAAAAUGCAAACCCAGAAGAGGUCUCUGAAUAAAGGUUGGUUCAAAACCUUAAGAGACAGGGAAAUGGAGAUUAAAGAUUAUUUCACUGUCCUAGCUAACAACGAACAGAGCCACACAACACACCAUGUGCUAGGCUGUCACAGUCUUGACUCACUAAGGAAGGGAUUGGGUAAGACAUGGGAUUUGUCUCUCCCUAACUUUCUCUGCCUGGUAACUUCAAAGGUGCCACGUUCUCAAGCCAUGCUGGAGCAAUCACAGUUGGCCAAUAUUCUCUUUGUGGUGACUCAACUGUCAGUAUCAUGUUGCUAUGGCUACCACAAUUCUCGCUCAGCCCUCCCUCCUUAUGCUCUGCUCUUAUUUAAACCAAAUUGCACUGCACUAAUCCCACAGCAUGCUCUUUGAGGACCCAGCUCUGAUAGGGCUUCUGAGGUGCCAGAAACCUCCAGCUGGAAUAUCCUGCCUUCAGGACACAUCAGACAUCUGGCUGUUCAUUAGUCCAAUGUUACAAGUCCUGCAGUCCACCUCCCACUCUAUCUGGCUCCCUGCUCUACCAGAGAUAAAUCCACCAGAGCCAUAACAGAUGCGCUGCCGGGUCCCCAUCAGCAUCUGCACUGAGACCUACCACGGGACAAACCAAUGAUGAAAAAACCAAAGUCCAGAAAAUGAAAAUGGUCUCAGAGAGACUGGCCAAUCCUAUUUGGGGUCCUCUAGAAAAUUCUCCCGUCACUCUGUUCCCUGUCCUACCAUUUCCACAUAUUGCUCAUGACUUGGUGCUUCAUUUUUCUGCCCCUGCACUAGAACACAAACUCCACAGAGGCAAGGAGUUUAUCUUGUUCCUGAUGAAUCCCAGGCACUUAAGGAAGUAUUUGUUCGAUAAUUAGUUGUUGAGUGAGUGAAUAAAUGCACCUGUCCUAGCAUUUUGUGGGUAGGUUCUGCCACCAUUGUCUUGUAUUCUCAAAGUCUUACCAAAAUUGCUGUAAAUCAUACCUAAAAUGAGACAUGAGUUUGCCACCAAAAAUGUGAAUUAAUUUGCCAGGAUGCUGUGUUACCAUUUUUAUGGGUAUUUUGCAUGUGGAAGUUGGAAGUAUAUUCACGUAUGAAAAUUAGACACAGUCAUGGCCAGUUAUUUAGCUGGCCACACACAAACUUGUUUCUUCCCUGUUUCUGUUCCAUUGCCAUGCGUUACAGAGGGUCGUAUCAGGAGGUAGUGUGUUUCUCCAUCUCUUGACUCUGAGCUGGUUUUGUGACUUUCUUUGGCCAAUAGUACAUUAACAAAUAUGAUGCAAACCACAGCAUGAAAUAAGCUAGCACAUUGGGGCUUGCCCACUUGCUGCUUUUGGGAAUCCCGUGGCUGCCAUCCUGUGAAGAGGUUCAGGUUAGCUUACUGAAAGUUAAGAUACACAAGGCUCUGUUCUAGCCAACUGCCAGACAUAUGAAUGAGGCCACUCUAGAUCAUUCAGCUACCAGCUGACAUAUGAGAGAGCCCAGCAGAGAUCAGCAAGGUUGCCCUAUGGCUGAAAAAUUGAUCAGAUGACCUAAAGAAUCAUCAGCUAAUACAUGGUUAUUUGAAGCCACUAAGUUUGGAAUGGUUAGUUACACAGCAGAAGCCAACUGAUAGAGACUGAAAAAAAAACAUCCAACAAACAUUUAAUGGAGAUGAGUGUAUCUGCUUCUUUCAAAGUUACCUUGUCUUUAUACAGGAAGGUAACUCUGCAGUUAUAGAUUUUAAAUAGAAUAAUGCUUUUGUGCUAAUCCCUACCCCUCACCUUCUUGUCCAAACCGUUUCUGAACAACAUCAAGAAUUUUCAAGGUGAAGUCAAAGGUGAAAUUUGUUUUCGUGGGAUAAAAAUUCCCUAGUUUCAAAAAGUAAGGCCCUCAAGAGAAUGAGAAGACAAGUCAAAGACUAGGAGAAAUAUCUGCAAAAGCCAUAUCUGAUAAAGGACUUUUAUCCAAAAUAUACAAAGAAUUCAUAAGACUAAACAAUAAAUCAACAAACAACCCAAUUUAAAAAUGGGCAAAAGUUCUGAACAAAUACCUCACCAAAGAAGAUAUGCAGGUAGCAAAUAAUAAGCAUAUAAAAAGAUGCUCAAUAUCAUAUGUCAUUAGGGAAAUGCAAAUAAGACAGUCCACCUUAGAAUGGCCACAUUAGAACGGCCAAGAUCCAUAACACUGACAAUACUUAAUGCCGGUGAGGAUGUGGAACAGCAGCAACUCUCAUUCACUGUGGUGGGGACGCAAAAUAGUACAGCCACUACAGAAGACAGUUUGGCAGUUUCUUACAAAACUAGACAUACUUUACAAUAUGAUCCAGCAAUCAUACUCCUUGGUAUUUACGCAAAUAAGCUGAAAACUUUUGUCCACACAGAAACCUACACAUGGCUGUUUACAGCAGCUUUAUUCAUAAUUGCUAAAACUUGGAAGCAACCAAGAUGCCCUUCAGUAACUGAUAGAGAAACUGCAGUGGGACCACACAAUGAAAUAUUAUCCAGCACUAAAAAGCAAUGAGCUCUCAAGAGAUGGAGAAGCCUUAAAUCCAUAUUACUAAGUGAAAGAAGCGAACUGGAAAAGGCUACAUACUGUAUGGGAACUCUGUAGAUUCAGUUCAGUUUUGCUAAGAACCUAAAACUACUCUAAAAUAUAAAGUUUAUUUUUCUAAAAAAAAGUAAGGACCUUGAAUCAAAACUGACAUGAAUUACAGUGAUAUUGCUAAAGAAUAUUAAUGGUAUACAAGAGCAAGAAAAUUGAAGUCAGCAAAAACCCACCAAUGGAAAACUAAUUAAAUAAAUUAAAAUAAAAUUGUUCAUAGAUUGAAGUACUCUAUGGCCAUUACAAAUAAUGAAGUAAAAGCCUAAUAACAGAAACACUUUCAGCAUACAGUUACAUACAAAAAUGUAUAACAGUAUGAAGAGUAUGAUAUCAUUUUUGUAAAAAAUAUGCAAAUAUAGACAGAAUUUACACAGGAAGGAUUAUCCUAAGAUGCUAUGCAGCUGCCUUCUAGUGAUGCUGAAAGUUGGGGUUUGCUUUUCUUUCUUUUCUUCACCUGUAUUUUCUAAAUUAUCUUUAAUGACCACGUGUCACUUUUUUCAACAUCUUUAUUGAUAUAUAAUUGAGAUAUCUUAAAAUUCACCUAUUUAAAGCCAACAAUUCAGUGGUUUAUAAUAUAUUCAGAGUUAUACAACCAUCACCACAAUCUAAGUUUACACCACUUUCAUCACCCCCCACACCAAUACCCUGUACCUAUUAGCAGUCACUCCCCUUUCCCCCCACCCACCCCGAGGCAACCACGAGUCCACUUUUUGUCUCUAUGCACUUGCCUCACCUGGAUAUUUCAUAUAAAUGGAUUCAUAUAAUAUGUGGUCUUUUGCAACUGGCUUCUUUCACUUUAGCAUAUGUUCAAGGUUCAUACAUGUAGCAUAUAUCAGUAGUUUACUCCUUUUUAUUGCGAAAUAAUAUUCCAUCAUAUGGAUAUACCAUAGUUUAUUCGUCAUUUGAUGAACAUUUAAGUUGUUUCUACUUUUUGGACAUUACAAAUACAGCUGCCAUCAACAUUAAUGUACAUAGGUCUUUAUGUGGACAUAUGUUUUCAUUUCUCUUAAAUAUAGGGGUGGAAUUGCUGGGUCAUAUGGUAACUAUGUUUAACAUUUUGAGAAAGUGUCCAUGGAUCACUUUUAUAAAAAUAAAAAAAGUUAUAAGAAUGAAAGCAGAGGCCUCUUGGCCUCACUAGACUAGUUCUCAAGCCUUCUUAAGUCUAAUUUGCCAAGCCUAAUUUGCCACUUCACCCGAAAAGGAUGUUUAAAGAGGCCACUGAUUUAAAAGCUAUGUGUCAACAUGCAUGCCCAGCUUAUUCAAGUUGGAAGGGGUCAGGGUGGACCUCUAGUCCAGUGGCUGCUAGGCCUGGCUGAAUUUUUUACAUGCAGUUCCCUAAUCUCCACCCCGAAGACCCACUGACUUUGAGUCUCCAGGGAGGCAGAGUGACUUGGGAAUGCAUAUUUUUUUGUUGUUUUUUUGAGACAGAGUCUCGUUCUGUCACCCAGGCUGGAGUGUAAUGGCAUGAUCUCAGCUCACUGCAGCCUCAACCUCCCAGGCUCAAGUGAGCCUCCCACUACAGCCCCUCUGAGUAGCUGGGAAUACAGGCACACACCACCAUGCCCAGCUAAUUUUUAUUUUUUUAAUGUAGAGAGACAAGGUCUCACUAUGUUGCCCAGGCUGGUUUUGAACUCCUGGGCUUAAACAGUCCUCCCACUUCAGCCUCCCAAAGAGCUGGGAUUACAGGCAUAAGCCAGCCAGCCAGAAUGUGAAUUUUUAAUAAGUCCUCAGGUGAUUCUGAGGACUAGCAAGGUUUGGGAACCACUGUGCUAGUCCUUCCUGCCUAAAACAUCACUCCUAAUUAGUGGUGAUGGAACAUCCAAGUCACACCAGCAUCUGGGAGUUGACAAUCCUAGGCCCCAGCCACUUCCUCUGCUAAAGAGUUCCACAUACACUCUCCAAUUAGACCUAGUUUUUCCCUUACAAUCAACAAAAACAGUGUACUUCCUUCCUCAUAAGUCAGCCCUUCAAAGAUAUGAGGAAGCCAGCUACCUGAUUACCCUUGUUUUUUCCUCCUCCAAGAUAAACAUGUCCAAUUGUUUCCCACCAUUUCCAAGUGUCUCCCGCAUCACUGUCACUUUCACCUGUACCCUAGAGUCUGCUGAUGUUUCUCAUCAAAUAUGGCAGUCAUGGUGGAACCUAAGACUCUAAGUCAGCCAGCACUGGACUGAAGAAAACAGGGAGAAGUCCUUCAUGCAUGUGUUUUCAUAAAUUUGGUCAAAGAUAUCUGUUCUAAAAGCAGUGCUAACCUCAUAUUAUCCAAUUAUUUAUUCAAUCAAUGUUUGUUAAAAACCUGCAACACAAAAGGAACUAAUUUGGAUCCAGAAACCAUGAAUAUAAGGAAUGGCUGGUCCCUGACUCAAGGAGUUUGCAUAGCAAUUUGAUAACUUCAGUAAUUCCUCGGUAAGGUGAAAUGUGGUUGUUUCAAAAGGAGGGGAGAGCAAAGCCAGCUGAUAGUCUUAUAGAUGGCCCCACAAAGCUGGUGGCAUUAGGGUUGGGCUGGAAAGGACGAGCAGCUGCCUCAAAAGUGAAGAUCUGAGGUGGAGCAGGGUCUCAGCAGAGAGUGAGCAACCAGAAAGAAACAUGGGCUGUGAUCUGGAAAUGUUCACUGGGUCACAGCCCAGAGCACUUGGAGGGAAGCAGUAGAGACAUUCUUGGCCUAUAUUAACUCUUUUUCAUUGGAAUUGCUGUCAAAUCAGGUAUUCUUCAUUCUAUAUUAUUGACUUUUUUGAGCUUAAAUACAAUUUGUUGAUACUUAAAUGUAUUCCUAUUACAUUUUAUUGGGCUGGUUUGGGUCCAACAUUCAUAUACUAAGAAGUAACAGAUUGGAUGGAGUUUAAGAAGUCAGGGAAACCUACUCAAAAAAGAAAGUGGAUUAGAUCAGUAAUUUUCAAGGUUUUUUUUUUUUUUAAAUUAGUAGGAUGCUUCCUACAGGCAUCAACUAUAAUCUAAUUUAGAAACAACAGGUAAAAACAGAUACAUUCAGAAAAGGCGGCUCUGGUUGACACUGGCAUGGGUGGGUGGUCCAGAGUCUUUCCCACUCUCAGACAUGCCCUGGCCUUCUUCCCCCUUGCCCAACUAGAAUGCUUUAUGUGGAGCCCAAGAGCAUCCAUGUUCUUAUUCUUAGAUCCCAAGGGCCACCCAAGAUAUUCUGUGGCCUCCCAGAAUCAGGUCUCUUCAGGUCCACCACCUUCUAGAUCCCUGCACAAGCCCCUGAAAAAGAUGUGAAACAGGCCAAGGCACAGGAUGGCAUCAGAAAGCUCAUGAAGACAGACCUCCUCCCAAUGAAAGCACAUCGUUGCCAAGUGCGGCCUCAACCAGUUAUACACCACCCAUAGGCCCUUCCUUUUUAUUUAGUUGUAUUAAAAGCCUUGGCCAGGUGAAUCUCAAAGAACAUAUUUCAAGGAGUGGUGGUGAGUGAACACAUAACUACAAGAACACCCCCCAACCUUUUAUGCUCACUGAUUUAAUAUACUUCAGUUCUCUCUCGAGAACCAUUUGCCCUCUCUUCAUCUGUGGCUCUCAAACUAUGCAUUUUAAGCUCUUUUAGGGGGCCACAUGGAAAGCGUAAGAAAUGGGGGCAGCCCCCAGGAGCAAAGACCAGCUCCUGGAUAACUGCCUGCAAGAAAACAAGGACCUCAGACCUGCAACCACAAGGCCAACAACCUAAGUGAGCUUGGAAGUGGAUUCUUCCCCACCAAAACCUCUAAUAAGGCACACAGCUCUGCUGACAUCCCAUUUCAGUGUUUUGAGACCCUAAGCAGCAGACGACCCAGUUCAGCCCACCUGGAUUUCUGGCCCACAGAAACUGUAAGAUAAUAAGUAGGGUGUGUGUGUGUGUGUGUGUGUGUUUAAAGCUCUUAUAGAAUUAUCUCCCACUUUUUUAUCUCAAACACAUUGGGAAAACCUAAAGAUAUAGCCCUUGUUAUCACAUUGAGCCCUUAACUUGCCACAGGAUGCAUAAACAUUAUUUUUGGGCAUGUUGUGAGGGUGUUUCUGGAAAAGAUUAGCAUUUGAAUGGGUCAACUGAGUAGACCAGAUGGCCAUCCCCAGUGUGGGUGAACAUCAUCCAGUCAUUGAGGACCUGAACAGAACAAAGGGUGGAGGAAGGCUGAAUUAACACCGCCUGACUGCUUCAACAGGAACGUCCAUCUUCUGCCCUUGUUGCUCCUGGUUCUCAGGGCUUGGGACCUGGACUGGAGUCCACACCAUCAGCUGCUAGCUCUCAGGCCUCUGAACUAUACCACUGGCUUUCCUGGGUCUCCAGCUUGCAGAUAGCAGACUGUGGGACUCCUCAGCCUCCAUAAUCACAUGAGCCAAAACCUUAUAAUAAAUCUCUGUGUCUCUGUGUGUGUAUGUGUGUGCGUGUGCACAUGUGCAUGUGUAUAAUCUCCUACUGGUUCUGUUUUACUGGAGAACCCCAAUACACUUCUUUCUUGUUGUUCUGUGGCAUACACUGAAUAUUUUAAACCGCAUUUGUCACAGGAUUUUGAAAACGUGAUCAUUUGUUUCAUCCUCUCUUCCUCUGCAGCAAGAAUCAAAAUUCACUUUGCCCCAUGAUCUUCACCAGAACGGCAUACUUGCCUCUCCCCUCGUCAGAUUUAAAAGGUUCCUAUGAUUUAGGGUCUUCCAGCACCCCUCAGGAAGCUUGACAAUGAAGAGGAAUUACUGAUGAAUGUGGAAAGGCCAGGGGGUGGACAUUCAUUUUUAAUGACUACACACCUUCCCUUGACUAAAUGGAAUCAAUCCUUCCUGCCUGAAUUUCAUCCAUUCAUCAUGCUCUCACAGUGGCUGACACACAGUAGGAACUCAAUAUUUAUUUGUUGGAUAAAUUUUUAAAAAGAUAUAACUUACUUGUAUCACUAAAUUUUGUAUAUGAAGUGAAAUAUGGCUGUCUGAGAAAAUAGGACAAUUGAGUUUAUGGAAGAAAAAAGUGCAGAUAAAGAUUAAAGGUCAAAUACUUCCUUUUGUCAUCUCAUUAUCCAAACCGUCAACAAGUCCAGUGUUCUGGAAAAUACCUCUAGGAGCAUCCUGCCUUGCUAGUCCCCCUCAGUGGCACAGUCUGUUGGCUGCCAAAGCCAACAGCCCUUCGAUGGCCCAGGGCUUCUUCCUCACUGACACCCCCCAGGCCUGGACAACCAUGACUCUUGACAAGUGGCAUGGGUCUGUGACUCAGUCCUGGCCAAUGAGACCUGAGGAAAUCUCUGUUGUGGGUUUCUAGGAAAGGUUUUACUUGCUAAUAAAAAGGGACAUGUGGCAGGAAAAAACUGCCCCAUUCUUCACCGUUGUCAUCACAUUUGCAUGAGACACCUAGAAUUGCCACAGUCACCUUGUGAGGAGGAUCAUAAGGAGAGCCCUGCAGACAGGCUGAGGAUGAGUACAGAAAGAUGGCAGCAUCUGGAUCCCUGGUGGCAUCUUUAAGCCGUUGAAAAAGCUGACUCUGCAACCUCCCCACCUUGCUCUAGACUUCCUGCUCAAUGAGAUGAGAUGAACACCCCUACGGCUUAAGCCACUUUUAGUUGGAUUUCCUGCUAUGAACGGUGGAAAGCAACCCAACUGACACCCAUGACCACCACCCUUAUUCUAUUUCCCUGGGCUUCUGUUGGCCUUUCCCCCAUUCUGGCCCUUUCUCCAGGGCCAAUUGUCCCAAUGUACAGCUCUCUGAUGAAAAUCCCACUAUGGCUCCCUUCAACCCAUUGCAAAAAUCCAGGCCCUCGCCUCAACCACACGGUCUUCCCCAGACUUUUCACAUGCAAACAUACUGUCAAGGACACCCUACAGGGCGACCCUAGAGAGACGUCCAUGCAUGUUAUAUCCAUUUUCUAGGGGGGCUAUAACAAAUGACCACAAAAUUGGUGGAUUACAACAAUAGAAAUUUCUCACAGUUCUGGAAGCCAGAAGUUCAAAAUCAGUAUCACUGGGUCAAAAAUCAAGGUUAUAACAGGCCCAUGCUCCUUUUGGAGGCUAGGGGGAGAAUCUGCUCAUUGUUUUUUUCCGGCACUAGUGGCUGCUGGCAUUUCUUGUCUUGCGGCCUCACUACUCCAAUCUUCAAAGCAUUUUCAACUCUCUACUCUGCCUUCACCUCUAUGUGUAUAAAAUCUCCCUCUGCCUCUCUGUUACACAGAUGCAUACCCACCUCUGUGUGCACACUCACCUCUGUGUGUACACCACCUCCUCUCUGGAAGGAGCUUUCUCUGUGAAAGGGGAACUAGGGAAUUGAGGGUCAGAGGAGAGAGGAGGAUUCAGUCUUUACUAUAUACACAUUUGCACUGUAAGCAUUUUGUUUAAAAUUAUUAUAAAACCUCCAAUAACUUUUAUCUCAAUUUGCAAUGUAAUAUUCCUCAAUGGAAUUUUUUUACACAUGCUCUUAGGUCAGGUUCCCUAGAAGCAGACCCUAAAACAAGUAUUCAUGUACAAGUAACUUAUUAAGGAUGUGCUGCCAGUGAGGGAGCGGGAGAAGUCAUACAACAGAGAAGCAGCAGCCCAGGAAGGACACAAUUUUAAGAACAUCCCGUGACCAGCGGCUUAGUCUGAUCCUGUGGGGAGCUCUGAGGGGUGAGUUAUGCUCACAGUUGUCCCCAUCUGAGGCCAGGGAGCAGGGCUUUCAUAUACCCACACUCCUCUGUCAUUGACGAGGACCGCCUCAGGGGCACUUGUGGCUCUUGUUGCUUAAAGCAGGGCAGGCUCCUGGAGCUCAGGAGCAGGGCUUUGCUAAGAGGCACAAGUGCUGCCUGUUUGAGGUGAAAGCAUGAUGGUAAAAAGGGAGCCCAGGCAUCUAGAUCACUGACAUUAUCCAUAAUCAGAGGCAUCUAGGAGAUCACCCACAUUAUCUAUUAUUGAAGGCAUCUAGGAGAUCAUCCACAUUAUCCAAUAUGUGUUCUAAUUAUAAAAAAAAAUUAAUAGAUGUGCCUUCUCUUCCAGCUGGCCUCUGCUCCUGUCACUUCCCACAGCAGGAAGCCCCCACACUCAAUUCCCUUAGCCCAUCCAAGUCCUGGCUUGACUUGCCAAUACCCAGCUGGAGCCCACUGUGUCCAGGAGGCCUUGUUCAGUCUCUGCUCUCUCCCAGGGCACUUCUGGUCAGCAGGGCACAAUUAGCCUUGAAUGCCUUCCCAUUUCCUUUGUAGGAUGUCUUCUUCCCGAGGCUCCUUGAUGUGUGGGGCCUCAGCAAAUGCCCCUUUGCAUCCUUGUUCCUGGGCAUCAAAAAGUAGUCACUCUCUUUGAGCCUAUGGAGUUUUCCAGUUCCCUGAGAGUUGUUAUGGAACCCCUAAUCACCAUCUCACAUGGUUCUUUCUCAUUUUUAUGUACUCUUUCAUGGAUUAAGUCCAGCCCACCUGCCCCAUCGGGGAGCAGGAGGACUGGUUUUGGUCCAAUAGCCCAUCAUCUCUGUGUCCUGCCACUGCCACAAUCCACACACAUUUCAGAACCCCCGAGCAAGAGGCUGCUGCCAAGGAGGAGGCAGAGGGAAAAUUCUGGCUAAAAGAGGUAAAAGAGGGACAGACAGCCAUCCCAGGCUCCACUAUCCGAGGACAGGGUCAAAGCUUCAGAUCAGAAGUCAGGACUCAAUAAUCAGAUCAUGGCCUUUUGGGGUCACUAUUUCUAAAUGUAAUCUCUUCCCCAUCAUUAUGGGAAGAGAAAUGACUUACCUGGGCAACACAAACUGUAUAAACUAAGCUUUUCUCUGUGAUGUUCCUAACAGCAGAAGAGUACUAGAGGCCCUCUCCAGAGACAAGAAGAAAAAGAAUUUCAGAGGCUCAGAGGAAAGUUCAGUAUGGCCCCAUGGCAAGAAAUACAGGCAUUCUGGCUCCAGGUGGACUUGUCACCCUAAGAUAAAAGUUGGAGGCAACUAAGGAAAACCACUGUGGCUGUAGAGAUGGAUGAGUGUGAAUUUAUAAGGACAGAAGGGGGUACCUGAGCCUCCAGGGAUGGUGACAAAAGUGAGGCAAACCCAAAAGAGGAGGAAUGUUGAGCCUGGAAUGAGCUGAGGUGUGCAGGUGGCGUGAGGUAUACACACAUGCACCUCAGCCUAGAAUGAGAUGAGAUAUGCGAACUACGUAUGUGCAUGUGUGCACACGUAUACACAUAUGCCAUUUAAAAUCAUGCUCAAAGCAAGAAGUUGCACAAGAAAAGAGUAUGUUCAAGACAAUAAAAAUGGGAUUAUUCAACUCCUAUUUUACUUGCUUUUCUACAAGGAGACAAAUUUGGCUAAAGUCUAAGAGACUUUGUGAAGUUUUCUCCCCAUUAAUGGCAUCACAGCAUUUGUAUCUGAUUCAUCAGGAUUCUCCUGAGAAAGAGAAUCAGUAGGCUAUCUUGUAUCUAGAAAGAUUCAUUUUGAGGAACUGGCUUACAUGACUGUGGAGGAUGUAAAAUCCAAAGUUUGCAGGGUAGCCCAGCAGGCUGGAAAUUCCAGCAGGAGUCGAUGUUGCAGUUUUGAGUCUGCAGGCUGAAUUCCUUCCUCUUCCGGGAUCUCAAUCUUUUUUCUUAAGGCCUUCAACUGAUUGAAGUCCACUCACAUUAUGAAGGGUAAUGUGCUUUACUCUUCUACUGAGUUGAAUGUUAAUCACAUCUAAAAAUACUUUCAUAGCAACACCUAGAUUGGUGUUUGAUCAAGUAACUGAGUACUAUAGCCCAGCAAAGUUGACAUAAAAUUAACCAUCACAGGACAAUUCUGCAACUUAAUUUUCUCGUUUCACAUUUCCUGUAAUUCCUUCCGUGUCAGCUUAUACAGAAUGACCUCAUCUAUAAUAAGAAUAUAUUAUCCUUUGUUUAACCAUUCCCCUACUGAUGGACAUGAACAUUGUUACCUUUUUUGAUAUUACAAGUAAUGCUGAGAUAAUAUCCUUGUCUAUGCCUUCUUGUGAACACAUGCAUUUGUUUCUUUAGAAGAGAUGGACAUGAAGUAUGAAAUUGCUGAGUCAUGGAUGGGAGUGGGCAUUUCAAAUUGUUAACAGAUGUUAGCAGUUUGCCCUCUGAAGCAAACUUGAAAAUUUUAAAUGAGCUCAAGCUGAGAUGAAUCACAUUUUUUUUUUUUUAAAGGAAAAGGCACUCAUCCAUACAGACUAUUCUGUAAACAGGUGUGUAACUGUCAAGGUGAGUGGCACACAAGAAUUUGAUAAAAGUCAAAGUACUGAAGGCGCUGCUAAAGUAGAUCUGAGGCUAUUCUGACUUCCUCGUUACUCACCUGUGCUAUGAUUUGCUUUGCGGUGGGAAAGGAUGGAGAUGCAGCCUGGGAGGGGUUUGGGUGUUGAUUCCUGGGCCUUUCAUGGGAGUGAUUAUUCACAGGAAAAUCAUCCCUAUCACAGGAAAAAGGCAGAGAACUGCUGUCUUUGGCACUAAAGACUAUGAUCUCAGAACCAAAGUAAUUAUCUUGGAGAAACUGUGGCAAUAAAAGAAAAAAGCCAGAUGGUUUAAAAAGAACAAAUAUUGGCUCCCUUGUGAAUUCUAGAAACCAUAGAAAUUGAUGUUACUCCCUGGCAAAUCCUAGAGUGGAUUCUUAAAGAGAUGGUUGGGAGCCUUUGAAAGCAAAAGCUUGAGCCCCAGAAACCUGCAGAACUUCAUGAAGAACAAGUGAGACCUAAUGUGUUAUUACACAGGAUUCACAGGAUUAUGAGACAGGGUUACAGGCCAGAGUUGUUACAGAAAAGUGUCUCAUCGAGCCUUUCAUGUAAAUACAAUAGAGGAAUGGAAGAUGGAACAACAGGGCCACCUGAAUCCACUGCAGAAUGGUUUGGGUUAGUGUCAGGCACUGGUGGAGAGAUUCCUGCAGCGCACCAAGGACUGUGUCCUUGCUCCAGUCUGUUUCCCAUUGAGACCAGUCAGGAGCCUCCAUACAUAUGAAGCCUUCAGGGAGGCCAAGGCUGGAAGAUCCCCAGAAUGAAGGAUGAUAUAACCAUGAUCAGAAAUGUCUUGACAGGCUGGGGAAAUGGGCAGAAGCGAAUAGUAUGAGAUAAAAUGGGGGUUAACUCAACAAAAGAUUGAAUACGCAGGCAGAGAGUGGAGAAGAGCUGACUCCAGAGCCUCAUGACAAAGUCUGCGGGGUUGCAGAGGCUGUAAUCAUACCCUAAGCCAUUCUACCUGAAGCUGUACUCGCAGAAAUCCAAGUCCACCCUGACAGAAGUCAAGUCCUCGCAGGUAGCAGCUGCUUUCUAGGAUGCUCAUGCCCUUCUGACCUCACCAACUGAGCACUUCAGGGGUAAGCUGUAUAUAAGUUAGACCCAUUAUCCUAAUUACAUGUCUUAAUUUAAAUGAUUUAAAAGCAUAUAAACUAUAAGUGCUAAAACAAGUUGUUUCUCAAAAAACUAAGUUGAAUUCCUUGAAUAGACUCAGCAAAGAACAAUCACUAAAAAGUAACAACUGGCUGAAUUAGGGGUGUGUUGGGUGAGGGGACUAGAAAGACUAGAAAAAAAAAUCAUGAAAACAUGGAUUCUGCAGUCAGAUUCCAUUGAUAUUUUAAAGAAACUGACACUGGGCAUUGUAGCCAGCACACUUUGGGUGUGGUUUAGAUGAGAAAGAUGAGGCAGAACUCUACUUCAGCAGACACUCAACUCAAAAAGACUGGCAAAUGGACAUGUAUUUACAUACUUUACAUUCAAAUAAAAUGUGUAAGAUAGGAAUCUGAUUUUCUUUGGGUCUCUUUAAUUGGCUUUUUCAAUUAACCCACCAGCCACCAUACCAAUUGCAUCAGCUGUAAGUGCUUUUUCUACUCUCUUAUGUUCCAUUCUGGCACCAAAUUUCACAAUAAGCACUGAUAUUCUAGAACAUAUUCCAGGGAGAGGGAUAAACAUGGAAAAGGCUCUAUGGCUCAGGUAGCACCUGGUGGUGUCUAUAAGCUCUGAUGGGCUGUCAGGCUCAAAGAUAAACAGAUUCAGAGGGAAGAAGAGGGUCUCUGUCUCUGUAUCUUGCUCUUUACCUAUUCAUCUAUGUAGUUUUUUCCUUUCCAAGAAUUACCCUUUCUGCUCACACACUAGACUGUAAACUCAAAGAAAGUAAACAAAAUACCUGUUAUAAAUGCCCUAUGGAUAGACAUUUAUCUUACAACUGCCUUUAAUUUUAGGCUGUAGGUUUCCAACCGAGCAAAAUGCAAUUAUUUG